Messenger RNA from Closterium sp. Naga37s-1, 1185 nucleotides. NCBI's taxonomy places the organism in Eukaryota, Viridiplantae, Streptophyta, Zygnematophyceae, Desmidiales, Closteriaceae. The record is from the annotation of a GenBank genome assembly.
AUGGUGAUUGCUGGGCCGACCGAUUAUUCGCCAAUACGCGCUGGCGCUGCGUCGGUUGCGUACGAAAGGCCACCGCCUGCCUCCGGAACGGGGACCAUGUCGACGGGCUCCCCGACGCUGCCUACUCCGAAGCCCGUAACAGAAGACGCUGAAAUCCUUCCUCGCCCCGCACCGUCGCUUCGCGAGGCCCUGGCGUCUCUGCCUGGCGACGGUGGUCGCCAGGCUCCCGUGCUGUCUGCACCUCGUCCCGUCGCGCCGCCUGUCCCUCUCGCUGCGACGUCUGAUGUGUCUGCUCCGCCUGGCGCUCUUCAAGCUGCCGACCCCGUCGCUCCAUCUGCGGCCGCCGAGCGGGCGGUUGUUGCUGGCGGCGUGACGGCCCAGUCGGUGGGGUCCGCCACCACUGACGUCCAGGGCCAGACGGCGCUUCCCGCCUCUCCGGCUCCCCCGUCUGCACCGCCUCCGACGCUGGCGCCUCCUCCGCCUGUGCAGGCGGGAUCUGCUCCUGCACUGCCCGUGGCUGUACCUCCCGCGCCUCCUGUGAUUGCGUCCCCUGCACCGUCCGUGGGUGCUCCUCUCGCAUCGCCUGAAGUUGCUCCUGUUGCUCAGCCUGAUGUUGCACCGCCAGCUCCGCACGUGGCGGGUCCGUCUGCGCCGCCUGUGGCCGUGCCGUGGAUCCCCCCUGUGGCGGGGGUCGAGUUUUUGACCGCGGCUGGUGGGCCCGUGACUGCGCAAUAUCCAUCCCGGCUGUCUGUUGAUCCCCCUCCCCCGUCCGCAGGUGCGGCGCACUCGUUCUCGGCCCUGCUGGGGCCUCAGCGUCCGGUCGCGGUUCCGGAGGUGACCCUUGGUCAGAUCUGGCGCCUCUCGGAGGCUCUGCGGGCCGUGCAUCUGGUGCAGGUGUAUGGUCAUGCCGCCUUGUCCCAGGGCGACUCACUGGUGGGCGGCCCUCGGGAUGAUUGUUUCGCGGCAGCUGAUCGCCUCGCCGAGCUGCUAGCGCCCGUGUUGGCUGCGCCCGCGUCGGGUGGGCUUGCGGGGGUCGGGCCCCUUGGUUCGGCCGUACGUGGGCUGCGGCGGUUGUUGCAUGCAGGGACUGGAUCCGGGGCGAUCGCCGCAGGCACGGUGUUGGUGCGUGAGCUGCAUCGCACGCUGUCGGGGCUGCUUGCUGUGUUUGACGCGGAUCAGAUGUAG